Messenger RNA from Carcharodon carcharias (great white shark), 2478 nucleotides. RefSeq names its product neurotrophic tyrosine kinase, receptor, type 2a (gene ntrk2a). Lineage: Eukaryota; Metazoa; Chordata; Chondrichthyes; Lamniformes; Lamnidae. Bases 1 to 2478 code for a protein of 825 amino acids. The transcript has 17 exons. Gene Ontology annotation, molecular function: brain-derived neurotrophic factor binding; ATP binding; brain-derived neurotrophic factor receptor activity. Gene Ontology annotation, cellular component: axon; plasma membrane; signaling receptor complex. Gene Ontology annotation, biological process: trans-synaptic signaling by neuropeptide, modulating synaptic transmission; regulation of phosphatidylinositol 3-kinase/protein kinase B signal transduction; protein phosphorylation. The record is from RefSeq and is a predicted model, not a curated record.
AUGGGCUCCUCGUACCCGAGGUGUUGGGGCGACAGAUUGAGGGAGUCUGUGGUCGGUUUGCUGCUGGGGAUAGUGCUGGGAUUUGGCAGCUUGGCUCUCGCCUGCCCUUCUUCGUGCAGAUGCAGCAGCACCAGGAUCACCUGCACUGAGCCCGGCAUCGUGGCUUUCCCCGUCCUGUCAUCGGCGGCAGAGAUGGAGAACAUUACCGAAAUAUACAUUGCAAAUCAACCCAACCUGUCAGGCAUCAACGAACGUGACAUGGAACCAUACACUGGACUGAGAAAUCUAACUUUGGUUAAUUGUGGAUUGACAUAUAUUUCACGACAAGGAUUCCUUAAUAACCCUCGGCUUCAGUACAUAAACCUUGCUAAUAAUAGGUUUUCAAGCUUGUCCUGGAAGCCCUUUCGAUACUUGGAACUGACCCAUUUGAUCUUAACAGAAAACCCAUUCCUGUGCUCUUGUGGCAUUGCAUGGAUCCAGUUGUGGCAGGAAAAUAACCUGGCCACCCUAGAGGUUCAGAACCUGACAUGUCGAGGCGAGAAUGACUGGAGGAUAAUGCUGCCAUAUAUGAGGAUUCCAGACUGUGAGUUGCCUAAGGCUUCUGUAAACAUUACUAAUGUUACCGUGAUCGAAGGGGGAGAAGUUGCAAUCGAGUGCACUGCAGUAGGCCAUCCAAUUCCCACUAUGGACUGGCAAGAACACAUCCUCUACUCGAUUUAUCAGUCGGCAGAAACUUCCAGACCACCAGUAAUAUUAAAGCUCAGCAACAUUUCUGGUGAUGACAAUGGGCAGCAACUUAUCUGCACAGCAGAGAAUAUUGUGGGAGAAUCAAGAGUUUUUGUCAAUCUGACUGUCCUCUUUCCUCCUAGGAUAAUAUUGUUGGGUGAGGCAAUCCCAGAUCACCGCUGGUGCAUUCCUUUCAGCGUAACAGGCAACCCAUCACCCAAAAUUCAAUGGUACCACAAUAAUUAUCCUCUGAAUGAGACCGAUUUUAUACUGACACAAAUUCAUGAGGAGAAUAUCAGCGAGCAACAUGGUUGCCUGCAGCUGGACAAUCCGACUCACCUGAACAAUGGGAACUAUACCCUAUACAUUUAUAAUGACCUAGGGCAGGAUAAGGGGACAGUUUAUGCUCAUUUCAUGCACCAUCCUCCUGGUUCAGGCAAUGAACCGAUCACAGAUCCUGGGUUUUAUGACGCAUAUGACCAGUUUAUGGAUAUCUUUGAUGUGACCUCUGACAAUUCAACUGCAAUUGGCCCACCUAAUGUCACAGAAAAAACAAUGGAAGAUGGCAUUGCUGUGUAUGUUGUCGUUGGGGUUGCAGCAUUGGCAUGCACUGGACUGAUACUAAUGCUAAUAAUUCUCAAGUUUGGCAAACACUCCAAGUUUGGAAUGAAAGGUCCUUCUUCAGUAAUCAGCACUGAUGAUGAUUCUGCCAGUCCAUUGCAUCACGUAACUAAUGGCAGCAACACCCCAUCCUCCUCAGAAGGUGGACCUGAUGCAGUUAUCAUUGGAAUGACAAAGAUCCCUGUGAUUGAAAACCCGCAGUACUUCAGGAAUUCUCAUGGUUUACUCAAACCUGACACUUUUGUCCGAAACAUCAAAAGGCACAACAUUGUCCUGAAGAGGGAGUUGGGAGAAGGAGCCUUUGGCAAAGUGUUUCUUGCAGAAUGUCAUAAUCUCUGCACAGAAGAAGACAAAACUUUGGUAGCAGUGAAGACCUUGAAAGAAGCCAGUGAUAAUGCACGUAAGGACUUUCAUCGUGAAGCGGAACUCUUGACCAACCUGCAGCAUGAGCACAUUGUGACAUUCUAUGGUGUGUGUGUGGAAGGUGACCCACUCAUUAUGGUGUUUGAAUACAUGAAGCAUGGAGACCUCAACAAAUUUCUCAGGUCCCAUGGACCUGAUGCUGUGUUUCUCAGUGAUGGGCAGUGCAACAGAAUGGCAGAGCUGACUCAGUCGCAGAUGCUACAUAUUGCCAUGCAGAUAGCAGCAGGGAUGGUGUAUCUGGCAUCUCAACACUUUGUUCAUCGGGACCUGGCUACUCGGAACUGCCUGGUGGGAGAAAAUUUGCUGGUGAAGAUUGGUGAUUUUGGCAUGUCCAGAGAUGUGUACAGCACAGACUACUAUAGGGUUGGUGGUCAUACAAUGCUCCCCAUUCGUUGGAUGCCUCCUGAGAGCAUUAUGUACAGGAGAUUCACCACUGAAAGUGAUGUCUGGAGUUUGGGGGUGGUGUUAUGGGAGAUCUUUACCUACGGAAAGCAACCCUGGUACCAGCUGUCAAACAAUGAGGUUAUCGAGUGCAUCACACAAGGCCGUGUGCUGCAACGGCCUCGGACCUGCCCAAAAGAGGUAUAUGACCUGAUGCUCGGUUGCUGGCAGCGUGAACCACACAUGAGGCUCAACAUCAAGGAAAUUCACAGUCUCCUCCAGACAUUGGCAAAGGCCUCCCCGGUCUAUCUGGAUAUUCUUGGCUAA